GUAGUUGUUAUGGCUAUGUCUGUUGUGUUUUUCAAAACGUGAACAGAGAAUUUUGUUUAGAGCUCGAACAGAAAUGAGUUUUUCUGAGAAUCCGAAUUCGCAAAGUGAACAAAAUCAUGAGGAAUUUAAAACGCUACCUGACGAAACUCUCGGAACGGUUGAACAACAUGGUAUUUUGAAUGAUAACUCACGUAGAAAUGAAGUGGAUGUUGAAACUGAACAAAAUGAUUUAAUUGUUCUUGAUCCAGAUCACCCGUUGAUGAGGCGUUUUCAAGAGUCUCUGAGAAGCAUGCUCACCAAACACAUUGACAAUACGGAGAUUCACCUGAGGGAGAAAUACGAAGAAAUGAAAAGAGAAAAGACAGCUCACAUUGAAGUUGGUUGCGUUCUGUAUAACCUUCAACAGGAACUUGCAAAGUUUCAGUUAAGCUUAGAUAACAAACAUAAUGAAUAUGCGGAAUAUCAUGGAAAGUAUGAAAAUGCUCAGAAUAAGCUCACAACUCUCCGAGAAAAGUACCAAACGUCUGUUAAAACAAUGUUGCAAGAGACUAAAAAAAUGCAUUCUAUGCGUGAUGAAGUUGAUGCAUUAUGUUUGCGAUUAUACUACUUAAAUAAAGCUAAGCAAGACGUUAGUGGAGAUUUGCUGGUAUUGCAAAGGGCAGUUGAAAAAGUUCACACUGAUUUAAGCAAGUUUGAAGAUGAGAAACUCCGACAAGACCUUUCGGUUGAUCGUAUGCAAACUAAAGUUGACCAACUAAAAGAUGAUAUUACCUUAUAUGAAGCUCAAAUAGUAGCUCAAGAAAUUGAAAUGAAUACAAGUCAAAAUCUUUUGUACGAGGCUGAGGCACAAAUAGUUGCUAUAAAUGUUGACAAAGCGCAUUUACUUACUCAGUGGAAAACCAGUUUGCUUGGCUUACAACGUAGAAAUGAAGCAUAUGCAGAUUUAUUAGCAGCUUACAAUAAGCUGAAAGAAGAAUUACUUGUUUUAGAAAAUGAACAAAAUGCAUAUAAGCUUUCAAUUAACAAAGAACAAGAAACACAUGAACGGUUGACAGGACUACAAAAUAAAAAUGAAUCAGACUUGAAUACUUUGCGUAAACAGUUGUUACAUUCAGAAACAAAACUUGAGGCUGAUAAACAGGCUUACAUAACAUAUUCAAGAAUCUUACUGGAAACUGAACGUAAUCUUUUCAAUGCUAAAACAGAGAACAAUACUGCUCAAGCAAAUGUAAACAAUAUCCGCAAACAACUUGAGAAGAAGGUAUUAGAGAAACAAGAUUUAGAGAAAAAAAUCUCCGAAGAAUUGAGAGAUCGGUUGACCGCGCAAAAAGCUGCUAAUUAUGCUAACAAAAUCAAUAUAAACGUACAAGAUCAAAGUAGAGAAUUACUAACACAAAUUGUACAAAUGGAAAAUCAGAUUGCUAAAGACGAGUUAGGCGUAGCACGUAAAAAGGCCAGGAAUAAGCAACAACAAGAAAAAGUUAGUGAAUUAGAACGAGAAAUCGAUAACACAAAUCUAUUGAUCACUAAGCUGGAAGGUGAAAUACAUCAUGCUAAUAUUUCAGUCGAACGUAAACAAGGGAACAUUGAUAUAUUAAAUAAGAAAUUGGAACGUUUAAUUCGUGACUGCGGUGGUCAAGAAAUUGGGCCGUUGGAUGCACAAGUAAACAAUUUAAAUAAAGCUAUUGGACUUAAGCAGGAUGAGAUCGGUGAACUUGAACAACAAUGGUUAAGAGAACAGAAUGAAUUAGUUGUAAAUAUAAAUGAACGUGAUAAAUUGGCUGAGUCUGUGACUAGAAUAAAUAAACAAUUAUCAAUUUUAACACAGAAGAAAUUACGCAUUGAUAAUGAAAUUGCUAUUCAGGGACGUGAGAAAAAUGAUUUAAAAAAAGAACUAAAGCAUUUACAAAACGAUAUCACUAGAAUAAACACAAUGAUAGCAAAAGAGAAGACAACCGAAGAAUGUUUGGAUAAUGAAAAUAAACUAACUGAAAUAGACUUUAUACGUUCAUUGAAAGAAAAAGAAACAGAAGCAGCUAAUUUGCAAGAAAAAGUGGAUAAAGCUUUAAAAGAUAAAGAAGACUUAUUAAGUGAAUUAAUCGAAGUUGAACGAACAAUUAUGCUGUGGGAAAAGAAAAUACAAUUAUGUGAAGAAACUAAAAAAUCCGUUGAUUGUGAUAUAGGUCAAGGUGAAAUGAAUGUUAUGCGUCAUGAAAUUCAUCGUAUGGAAAUUCGUAAAUCCUCAUUACUUCAACAACAAGAAAGAUUAAUUCAGGCACUUGAACGUUCUGUAUCAAAGUAAUCUGAUUUUUUAAAUCACGGGUUUAACACCAAUGAAUUUUUUUCAUUUUAGGAAAUAAAAAAAAUUACAAAUUGAUUUCAAAUGAAAAGUUUGAAAUGGAUAUGUAGUAUCAGUUAAAUAUGUCAGUCGUAGUCAGAUAAGAAUUAAUACCUUCCGUAAUUUUAUGACCUACUUAAGUAAACGAAGUAUGUCAUUUGUUCAUUAGGUAGAUACAUUCUGACUGGUAGACACUUUCAAUUGAGAGUUGAAUACCUACGUUUUUCAAAUAUAAAGCCUUACUCUGCUUUUUAAAUAUACAUUUUUUUCAGGUGUUGAUAAUGCUGACUAAUUUUGUUCGUUUAGAUAACUUUUCAUAGCAUUAACAUAAAUAAUUUUCUACUUAUAAUAUCUGCACGAAUCUUACAAUGUUCACAAAAAAGUUAUGAAUUCAAGCUGUUCUGGUGAUUAUUUUCAUAGUUUACUGAACUAAAAAUUUUAGGUAUCACAAUAGUCAUUUAAGUGUUACAAAGAAAAGGGUCAUAACACAUCAUCACAAUAUGCAAUCAAGAACAAAAGCCUUCAUACCUAUGAACGAAUAAGAAGCAAAUUAAAGGAAGUAGUAACGAACAAAAACGAUCUCAGUUUGCCUUUCCUACCUCUCCUCAAUAUCUUGGCAAUUAUAGUUUUCCAAAUACAUAAUAUACUGUCUGCUUCCAUUUAUAACUGUUAGAUUAGUAGUUUAAGCAAUACGUAGAACUGUGUGGCGGUCGUAAUAUGAAAUAAUAAAUAAAAAUUGAUUGAACUAAGAAAUUUACUAGUGACUGAAAGCAAGUGAAACUUGGUUAACAGAGGUCAAGAGAUAUCAUUUUUUAACCAAUGAAGAGAUUUUACUUUGCAUUCUACUGUCUAACUUUAUCGAAAAUAGCUCAUCCAGUGAAUAACACUAGGAAAUGUAUGGGCAUGAUAUAUUGCUCUUCCCUAAAUAACAGUCAUCUGUUGUAACGUGUGGGACUGCAGGUUAUGAUACGCAGCGUUAUAUCGAUCGAUCACAGUGACACGUAAAACACGUAGUGGACGACCUAGUGUCCCGAUUGGCCCUGCUUCGCUGUCUGUCCUAGCCAGUUGAGUCAAGAACACAAGUCACAGCCUCUGAGAUAUGAAUCAUUAUAUUUCAAACAUACUUUGUUUAGAUACCAAUCAAGCAUACCACUUCGUACCAUAAAAAUAGAAAACAACAUUUUGUACAAUAUUCAACAAGUGAACAGAUAUCGACCAAUAGGAAAUGUCCAUUUAAAGUCCAAGGACACCAUUGGACUUAACAUCAUAAUUAUUGGUCUAUUCCUCCGCAUCCACAACACAUCAUUCAUAAGACGAUUUGAAAAUGUUCACUUGUCUCUUGAUGCGUUCCUAACUUAGGAUGAGAAGUUACCAGUAAAGAUUAUUUUAAAUAAUCAGGGAUUCCAAAUGUAAAUUUACUUAGAUUUCGAUACUGAAACAUGGUCCUAGUUCCCUGUAUUCGAUCUGACUAUUUUAUAUUAUUCCUCUUGAAUUAAAAUAAACUUAAUUUAGUUUUACGUUUUCCUUCACCAUUUCUUCUUUUGAGAAAUUUCGAUCAAAUCGUACACUCCCCCAUCUUCAAAAUGAGCUAAACAGUGUUAUCUAGCUAUAAAGUUUUCAUCUAAAUUUAUAUAGCUCAUAUUAAUAUUUAUUGGCUUAAAGUUGAAGUUUUAAAAAUUUUUCAGUCUGAAUUGAUCUAGAAUAUUUCGCGAUUACUUACCAUGUGGGACUUUUUAAGACAUGUUUCUUGUUAUUAAAGGGACCUCCACUUAAAUGUGACGUAAUUUCCUGAUCAUUUCUGUCACAAAGCUACUGAAGACAGUUUUUAUGUAUAUUAAGAUAUCGAGAUAACAAAUAAGUAAUUGACAUACCCUUAUGUUAUAUGAUUGGACUUAGUCGGAAAGAAACCCUGGACCUAGUUGUCGUACUGUUUGUUACUCAUCAACAAGGUAUAUCUGUACUAUUGAGGGAACAGAUGCUCCCUGGCAAAUUCGAUACUGUAUUACUCAAUUUUAAAGACGGAUACGUUGACACUAAGCUAUUUGUGCUGUGACUAACCUGAUGUAGGACUGAGAUAUUCGCGAUUGAUUAAUCACUGAGUAGUGAUCAAUGUUAUGUCUAUCAAAUCCUUUGCGUGCUGACUGAGAGAAUUUGAUCAACACUAAAAAGACAUGAAAUUGAAUAGUGCCUCCGUAAAUAAUCACUUGUAAAUGCUCUUAUAUUUAUUAGCAAAUAUUGUCAUACAGUCAUAUUGUAUUCCACUAACCAUACCGACUUUACGUACUUUUAUUUUUCGGCUCAUUAAAAAAAUAAAAGGCGUGAUACAAUUGUUAAUCAGUCGGAUGUUCUUCAGUCUAGAAAGGAUAAAUCACAAAUUCGCAUUACAGCUCAACGUCAUAUUGAUGAACUUAAACGGAAGUUAAAAGCUAUCAAACAGGUAGGUAAUUCUAUACCUCUGAAACAUUAGAGGUAAAAAGGAUUGUGUUUUGUUAUUCGUAUCUCAUUAGUUUGACAUUAAACUUAAAAACACAAAGUUGUGAUCAAUGUCACUUCUAUUUUUAACAAGUGUUAUCAAGGUAAGUAGAUUUAAGGCCUCAUGUUCGUAUUAGUUCAUCAAUCUUAAAAUUAUCUUAAUUGAUAAUUAUGCUCAGAAUGUUUUUUACUCUAGAAGGAAGAGUUACCGAUAUUACUCUACGAAUUAAGUACACUAUCACAAUGCAAAGUUAAGUUUGUCCUGAUUCAAACAAUAAAUAAGAAGAAUAAAUUGUUAUUUUGCAAAGAAACAUUUACUGUUUCCUCAGAAUGCCGAAAACAGGAGUCAUGAUCUACAUACAUAAGCUAUCUGUGACCCUUUCGUAACAAAUAGAAAAUGAACACACUAAAACUUUGUACGGCCACUAAGGGGACGGGGAGGUAACUUCAGUAAAAGAAUAUUGCCGGUUCAUGGUGAACUGUUAUCAUUUAAAUGUAAGAGUUUGAACAAAAAAUAGAACAUUUAAGGACUUCCUAACAGCCUAUAAAGUUUGAAAGCUAGAAACCAUACACACGAGUCUCUUGGUUGAAUCAAAUUCUGACAGCAGUAAAAAGAGUGAUUAUCGGUUUCUUAGUCUCCACCUUAAUCUGUUCUAGCGAAUGUAAGAAAAGCUAAACCGAUGGGAAAAUUUAAAAUGACGAAGUUUUUUUUUCAGUGUAUUAUAACCAUUCAAGUUAUCCCUUAUUAACCAUCUGUGUGAAUUUUAAACAUUUUAUUUAAUUUCCCUAAGGAUAUCAAAACACAUCAACACUGACUGAUUAUUUUCUUCAUUGUGUAU
Messenger RNA from Schistosoma curassoni, 5649 nucleotides. NCBI's taxonomy places the organism in Eukaryota, Metazoa, Platyhelminthes, Trematoda, Strigeidida, Schistosomatidae. The record is from the annotation of a GenBank genome assembly.